Molecule: messenger RNA, 1657 nt
Organism: Chara braunii
Lineage: Eukaryota; Viridiplantae; Streptophyta; Charophyceae; Charales; Characeae
Source: the annotation of a GenBank genome assembly
GGGAUGCCUUCGACCUUCUUCUCGCUGCCAACAUGUGGAUCAUGUGCAUGGGUGGCCAGGACGCCCGUUCUAAGUACGAGGCGUUGUACUACUCGCAGCUUGUCGCGAAGCCGACACUGCUGGCCGCCGGGUCGCAGGCAUUCAACUGGCGCAGGCAUAUUGUCGACUCCGCGGAUGCUGUAUUGUAUCGCCUUGGGAAGCUGGCCUUGAAGUUGGGUACAUUUCCCAACUACAUCCCGGAGUGGCCAGCUUGCGGAAUCAGCUUCAACUACAAUGCCGGGUUAGACGCUGCGCUCCACUCCACCGCAAACCAACGACAGGGCACCACCAUCGCCACUAUCUUCGACUCCCCGCAAACGCACUCCUUCGCGGGGGGGUAUCGCACUCUGGGGUGGGCCCCCCGGGCUCCAAUUGGAGUUCUCACUGGGUUGGCGAUGCACAUUUCCAGAGAUUCCAUAUCAUAUUCAGGCAACCAGAUAGGAACCCCGUGACUACGUAGAAUAAAAAAUCACCGAUUCCAAUUCUAUUGACUGUCCGGGAAGUGUUUCCAACCCCAGAGUGUGAGCCUCCCAGGAGCCUCUGAGAUUGCGACUUGCAACUCCACAAGCGACCCGUGUCUAUUCGUGCUUGAAAAAGAUUGCCAUCGCUGGCACCAAGGAACAGGCGUACUCCGUCGUGGUCCUCGUGAAGAGCUAAUCCCGUGAAGGCUGCCCGUUUGUACUCCAGAACUCUGUCCAUGUCUACCGCCGCGUCCGCACACGACGAGCCCAGCGUCAGACCAGAGAGAGAAGAUAUGCACAGCGAAAGCUCCGAAUACACAGAGAAUUGAAAAACGAAUUUCAAUUCUGCAACCCCUCGUCCUCCUCCAAUCAAUCCGGAGUACUUGUUCCAAGAAUCGCAACCGCAUUUACAACAACCCCGAACAACCAAAAACAUGUGUUCAAUGAAGUAUGCAGUAGUCUUCUUCUUCCUCCUCACCACCUGAUACCCCUGGCUAAGGCUGCCAUAGCAGCAGUAACCCCACAGCUGUUACAACGUGCCAAUCUGAACCAGCAACCCUAACGAUACCAGCGCCAGCUCAGCGUCUGCGCGGAAGUGCAGUGCUAGAAGUCCUGAUGAAGAAGGAGACAACGGAUCCGGCACUUCGAAGAAGACAAAGUUCCUCGAGAGGAGGAACAGCAGAUAUGGCUUCCAAGUGGAAGAUGGCAGCACCCAAACCCAACAACUCAGUCCUGUGGAAGCUCUCAUGCAGAGCCGCCAAAUAGCAGCAGUGCUACCUUCAACUUCGUUUCCCAACCCCAGCUAUGGCUGGGCUUCGAGGAAGAAGAUGACCUCGCCCAAAAUAGAGCAGCAGCCCUCCAGCAACGGACGGGCAGAGUUUCCCCCAGCCAACGAAAAAAAAAGACCCACACCAAAUUUCCAGCCCGCUACUUCUACCUUCUGCCUAGACCUACGACGCACUCCAAAGGCAACAACCUAAUACUCGUCUGCAUCUAGAUGGAAACAGGGGGAAGGGGGGACCUAGACCUAUGACCUAUGACAAGGGAAAAGGAAAAGACCGAACGGCCUAAGGCUACCAAACAGAGGUUACAAGUGACAGACUUAGGGAUCAAGUCCCAUAGGGCGCAGCACUCACAAACAAAACACACAAGUUACA